This is a messenger RNA of Tetrapisispora phaffii CBS 4417, 1647 nucleotides long. RefSeq names its product CCR4-NOT core subunit NOT5 (gene NOT5). Gene Ontology annotation, biological process: nuclear-transcribed mRNA poly(A) tail shortening; regulation of DNA-templated transcription. Gene Ontology annotation, cellular component: CCR4-NOT core complex; P-body; nucleus. The record is from RefSeq and is a predicted model, not a curated record. The coding region runs from base 1 to 1647 and encodes 548 amino acids. The transcript has a single exon. NCBI's taxonomy places the organism in Eukaryota, Fungi, Ascomycota, Saccharomycetes, Saccharomycetales, Saccharomycetaceae.
AUGUCGCAAAGAAAAUUACAACAAGAGGUCGAUAAAUUGUUAAAGAAAGUUAAAGAAGGCUUGGAAGAGUAUGACUUGAUACAUGAUAAGUUCCAAGCGAGUGAUCCUGACAAUACUUCAUAUAGAGAGAAAUUGGAAUCAGAUUUAAAACGAGAGAUUAAAAAAUUACAAAAACAUAGAGAUCAAAUUAAGACAUGGUUGAGUAAAGAAGAUAUUAAGGAUAAAGUGCAACAAUUGACAGAGAGUAGAAGACUGAUUGAAAUUGAUAUGGAGAAAUUUAAAACUAUUGAAAAAUUGAUGAAAACAAAACAAUUUUCCACUGAAGCUUUAAGUAAUCCAGAUAAGUUUGAUAUUAAUAAUUUCAAUAAAGAAAUUGUAGAAACUGAGGAAUUUCAAUUUAUUAAAACAUGCAUUGAGGAAUUACAACUUCAAUUGGAGAAAAAUGAAAUGAUUAAGAAUGAUGAAAAUAUAGAUUCUACUGAAUGUGAAAAUAAAAUUUCAAGAUUAGAAUUUCAUAUAUUAAAUUUAGAAAAUCUUUUAAAAUUAUUAACAAAUGAAGAAAUAACUAAAGAAACUAUUAAUGAUUUCAAAGAAGAUAUAAAAUACUACGUUGAGAACAAUGAAGAUCCAGAUUUCAUUGAAUAUGAUACCAUUUAUGAAGAUAUGGGUUGUGAAGUUAAGAAAGAAACAAUGGAGGAAGUUAACAAUGAUGGUAACCUUGAGUCAACCAAUACAGCAUCCUCGAGUGUUACAAACACUCCUUCAAAGCUUAAAAAUGUCGAUAGAAAUGCUUUCCCAAAGAAAUCGAAAUCAUCAACAACUUUAUUAAAUGACAAUAUCAGUAAUGAUUCAACAACAAAAUUAGUCAAGAAGAAGGAAACAACUUUGGAAUCAAAUAAAAAUAAAGAAGACAGUGAUAAAGUAUCAAAUAUUAAAUUUCCCGAAGAUAUGACACAAAAGAUUGAUGAAAUUAUCGCAGCAGAUAUGGCAAAUUACGAAGCAUUCAAUAAUCCUCUAUUUAAAGAUGAAUUGAAAUAUUUAUUAAAUGCUAAAAGGAAGUUAAUGCAACCAUAUGCAAAAAUGCCAGAUACUAUGAUCCAACAAUUGGAGUCAUCACUAUUGAAUUGUCCUGAUUCAUUGGAUGCAGACACUCCAAUUUAUUAUAAGAAACCAUUGUCUUUGCCUCAUCCAACAUCAGUAUUUUUUCCAAAUGAACCAAUUAGAUUUGUGUGCCCAAUGGACGUCCAACCUCAGCAACGUUUGAGUGCAGAAAAUACUGAAAAUUCAAAUAAAAUAAAUGAGAAUAAUGCUGAUGAAGAUAACAUAGAAGUAAAUGAUAUAUAUUCAAGAACUUCAUUGGCUAAAAUAUUCAGGAAAUUCGAUCUGGACACUUUAUUUUUCAUUUUCUAUCAUUAUCAAGGUACUUACGAACAAUUUUUAGUUGCAAGAGAAUUAUCAAAAUGUAGAAAUUGGAAAUAUAAUAAAGUGGAUAGAAAUUGGUAUUUUAAAGAAGUCACUAAAUCUGCACCAGAUAUGGCACAGACUGAAGAAGAAACAUGGAGGUAUUUCGAUUACCAAAAUAGUUGGUUAGCAAGACGUUGUAAUCAUGAUUUUCAAUAUAGGGAGGAAGAAUUUGAAAAAUUAUAA